This is a messenger RNA of Cydia splendana, 654 nucleotides long. RefSeq lists its product as uncharacterized. The transcript has a single exon. Bases 2 to 598 code for a protein of 198 amino acids. NCBI's taxonomy places the organism in Eukaryota, Metazoa, Arthropoda, Insecta, Lepidoptera, Tortricidae. The record is from RefSeq and is a predicted model, not a curated record.
UAUGGCUGUGAAGGCUCCUAAUCAGGACUUGUGUUUUCUAAAAACAUUGAAGAGGUAUGAAGCGAUUGACAAAGUGAUCUCGAAAGCAGCUUUAGAUAAGUUCUGCAAACACUUGUGGUAUUUGACGGAUGAGGUUGCCAUUUUAGCAAUUUUCGAUGAUGAACUAGACGAUGAAGUGAAAAUACGGAUGAUUUCUAAACUAGAGUAUGAUAACGAGAAGCCGUGCCAUCUGGAAAAGAGAUAUGUUCCAUCUAAACAAGAAAUCGCAAACACUUUAUUUACUAAAUGUUUGGAUGAUUUCGUGUCUACAAAGAGCAAACAUUUGUUUACACGCUUGAAAAUUGACACAAGCUUCUUGAGUGUUCCUGUUUUAAUGUGGAGCCAAAAUGAUGCUUACUUGAAUGCUAAAUCUAAAAUUUCGACUCUUCGAGCAGUUAAUGAUACAGCAGAAAGGGCAGUUAAGCUGAUGCAAGACUUUCACGGAUUAAUAACGGCGGACGAAGAGCAGAAACAGUUCCUAUUACGUUGUGUUCAAGAGCACAGAAAGCUUUAUCCUGAUUGUAAAAAAGCUACUCUGCGAAAAAUGUAUCCCAAAUAAUUAUAAUAACAUUUAAUUUCAUGAUUAUGAUGUUUAUUUUUACUUAUUUCCCUAUU